Penicillium waksmanii is the source of this 363-nucleotide messenger RNA. RefSeq lists its product as uncharacterized. Bases 1 to 363 code for a protein of 120 amino acids. NCBI's taxonomy places the organism in Eukaryota, Fungi, Ascomycota, Eurotiomycetes, Eurotiales, Aspergillaceae. The transcript has a single exon. The record is from RefSeq and is a predicted model, not a curated record.
AUGUCGGUGAACGAACCUUAUCAGCGCGUUAUGAGGGACUUGACAGAUCUUGAGCGGGAAGAUCCAAAUUUAGCCUUCCAAGGAGCGCGAAUUUUGGGUCUCUACCGACGUCUUUGCAGGUCAUGCGUGUCCAAGCACCUCGAUGGCGAGAGCCUCGAAAGGGACAACCAAACAUUGCGAGAGGCUAACAUGCAUCUGAACGACGAAAGAGAUGGACUUCAACUCCACCGUGACGAGCAGCAGUCUCGAUUGCUUCUCUUGGACCGAGAUUUGGAAUUGUCUCGACAGCGAUUGAUCAGCAUUCUUAACGACUGGAGCCAGUACUCUCGCGGGGAGCUGACUGGUCUGGCGGGUCUUGAGUAA